Molecule: messenger RNA, 753 nt
Organism: Cuscuta campestris
Lineage: Eukaryota; Viridiplantae; Streptophyta; Magnoliopsida; Solanales; Convolvulaceae
Source: the annotation of a GenBank genome assembly
AGGGCGUAGGGGAGCGGCCGGUUGUCGGAGGUGGCGUUGAACAUGUGGAUCAUCACAAAUUUACACCAAUCGAUAUUGGCGUUGUGAAUCAUCGCAUGGAUCGUCUUCGUGUCUUCUUGGGAGAGAGUGGUGUGGUUGAACUUCCUGGGCUUGAGGAUCCGUGUCAACACAUAGAAGAUGAAACGAUACACGGGACUCAUGGAAGAAAUCGUAGGGCGCCGCUGUUGGGGAGUGGGUAUGAAGUGUCGGAUGCCCACUUCCUCCAAGAGAGCGGUCUCAUUGAACCGCGCUCCUUCUUCUCCGACGUAGAGCCCGAGAUCCUGUCCGUCCCGUCGAACCCCGAGGAGAUCGAGGAAGUUUCCACGUUCGAGGAUAAUCCGUGCCUCACGUGGAAUGGAGUCAUGAAUGAAGCGGGCGGUGGAGAAUCGGGGAGGGAGAAUCUCCCGGUGCUCAAAUUUCUCCGAGAACCGCGUCGCCUCUACGUGGUCUUGAACCAAAGGAACGACCCGUCGAGGUACUUGUGCGCCGGUGGUGGAGGAGCCGAGGAAGAAGCCACGUUCUUGCCGGUGCGGGAUCUUUUUCUUUGACCUCCUGCCAUUUUAACAAAGAGAGAGAGGGAGAGCAAGUCAAAAAAAGAGAAAAUUGCAGAAAUUUGGAAAGAAAGUGAAGAAUAGGAGCAAGAAUGAUGAAUUGUGAUGAAUAUUUGGAGAAAGUAUGAUUUGAGUGAGUAUAAAAUGAAUAGAGAUCACCAAU